Molecule: messenger RNA, 3342 nt
Organism: Nelumbo nucifera (sacred lotus)
Lineage: Eukaryota; Viridiplantae; Streptophyta; Magnoliopsida; Proteales; Nelumbonaceae
Source: RefSeq, a predicted model, not a curated record
GAGAGAAGGGGGCGACAGAUAUAUUUAUUUGCACACAGCGAGAGAGAGAUAGAGAGAGAGAGGGGCGGUUCAAGUAUUAAUUAACUUUUAGAACAAUUUCUUUAAUGCCAGAAAGAGAGAGAGAGUGGCUUGAUGCGGUAAUCCCCAGUUUGCGUACAGUAGUAAACUCAUAGGGACGGAACGGAAGGGAAUUAUCCAUCUUCUCUCUCUCUCUGAAUUAGAAAAAGAGUUUCCAGUUCCGCUGUCCCCAGCGAUCAGAUUCCCCUUCCUUUUCCCUUCUUUAAGUUUCCCUUUUUGUUUUCUCUUUCUCUCUCUCUCAAGCCCUAGAGGUUUGAGACUUCUUUGCUUGAUCAAGUGGGGGGUCGGGGUCGGAGUUUCGAGAAUGAGAUCUUCGUUGACGCCUGCAACUCCCCCAAUUCUCCUACACAGCUUUAUUUCGUGAGCUGGUCAUUUAAUUUGUUUUCUUUGAGAAUGAGAAGUGGCUGGGAUUGGGAUUUGCAAGUUGUACGUGGACACCAAGCUUACAUAAUCUUCGGGACAAAUCUCAGAUUUUUUUCUUCAGUGGAUGACGGCUCUUUCCGUGUCUUCAUUGAUUCCAUGAAUGGGGCUUGAAGUACUGUUGGAAAGAUCCUGGCAAAACACGGUUAUAUUAAACAAUGCAAGGUCUGAUAUAAGAGUUGGCACUCUGUUUGAUUUUCAUGAGAACGGAAUGUUGACAGGAGGUGAUUUUAAUCUUAAUUCCACCCAAAAAUAUUCGGAUUCUCUCAAGGAAUUUCUAAAGCAGACAAUGCUCCACCAUGAGGCAAUAUUUAAGAACCAGGUCCACGAACUCCAUCGUCUAUACAGGAUUCAGAAAACCUUGAUGAAGGAUAUUAGCUGGAGGGACCUUGAUGGAUAUAAUUCAUGGACAGCAAACACACAACCAGUCCAGUUACCAUUUCAAGAUUUACCAGCACAAAGACCAUUGGUAGAAGAGAGAACCUUUUCUGCACCUCCCAUGGUGAGCCCUAAACUGAUUGCAAACCAGGAUAUGUUGGAGCAGCAAAGCACCUACACUAAACUUCAGCACGGACCUGUUGACCUUCAACUCCCAGCCGACGAAUACAUUAGUCAUGUAGGCAACGGACUUCCUAGGAAAAUGAAUUUAUGGCCAUCCCUUGGAGAAUCCACUGAAGCAAUGGAUUUUUUUCAUAGUAGUUAUUCUUCUGAUCCAGAGGUGGUAAAGCUUUCCCUGAAUGGUGGAGAGGGCCAAAGUAAGGAGAUUUCCAAUAGAAAAAUGUCCAACAAAAAGACUUCUUUUUCUACCCAAGUUGUCAUUGAUUUGGAAGAAUCAACUGAAAUGUUAUCAGACAAGGAGCUAAAACCAUUACGUUUCCUUGUAUCUGAAGCUCCAAAUUCCGUAGAUAAGCAUGAGGCCCAAGUUUCUGUUCUAGCUGAGCCAAGCUUUUCACUUAGAACAAAGAAAGAUGUAGGUCAUGGGCUUUCCGUAAAUUGCUCUGUUGCAAAUUGCACUGAGGAUAGUGAAGAGCAGAAAUCCUUGUUCAUGGAUACUGGAUUGAAUGGAAGUCAUUCCAGUAGUCCAUUUACCAGGCUGUUCGCCAACAAGCAACAAUCAUCUUCAGACAGCACUGCACAUUUGGAUCUUAAUGCAGUUCAGCUUGAUGAGUCUUCUUGUUUGUCAAAUGAUCCUGCAGUAUCUGUUCCUUCUCUUACAGCAAGACCACAAGAUGUUUUCCAGGGAUGCAGUGAUGCAUCCUACAAAGGAACUCAGCCUAUCACUUGUUGGAAACUUCAGAACUAUCACACAAGUGGAACUUCUUAUGUGUUUGAGAAAGAGAAUUCUACUUAUUCAGGUUUGAUAGAUUCUAAGGGAAAAGAUUGUAGCAAUCAAGCUUGUGAUGAAAAUGACAAGCUCAAGUCAAGCUGUGGAAUUAAGAGAGUUGCUAUUGAUCUAGAGUCUCUGCCUGAGGAUGCUUUAGAUGCAUGUGAAAACUUGAGCAACAACACUGGUAAGUCCUCCAGAGAAAAUGUGGACUUGUUGCUGGGACUGCCUAAUGGUUUUCAAUAUGAUAAUCAAACGGGUUCUUCAACCACUCCUUUCUCUAAGCUAGUAGAAAAUCAUCCCUAUGUAUCAAGUAAUUUGGGUUUACCCCUAGCAGCAGGAGAAGUAAGAGUUGGCCCAGUAAACUUUGACAAGAGUGAGGAAGAUACAGUAUCUUCAAGUCCUUGUAAAAGUCAGGUCGUGAUUCAAGAUGGACAUUUUGGAGCAUCUAAUGCUGCAGGCAAGUCCAAUUAUGAGACUGACAACAACUCUAGCAGUGUAAAGGACUUGCAAUCUGGAACAGAGGAUAAACACCAGUUAGAGGUUUCAAAUCUUUCUGCCUUUGAGGAGUCUGGAACUACUCAACUAGGAUCUCAAAUUGCAGAGGCUCUCUCUUGCGAGCAGGAACUGAAUGUGGAAACUGGUAUUUAUGCUUGCAUGCAGGGUAAAUGUUGUGAUGGCACUGAACCAGAAUAUCAAUAUGGUAGUGAGCAGGAAAAGGACAGAGAAAUGGAUACUUUGGUCCAAAUAGCUGCAGAGUCCCUUAUCCAGUUUUCUAUGGAAAAUUCACUAUGUUCUCAAGAUGGGUUUGCAAAGGCAGCAGAAUCAGAUGAAUUGUUAAACGAGGAGAAAGCGGAACAGCCAGAGUAUUCUUCUGAUUCCUUUGAAUCAAUCACAUUGAGAUUAACAGAAAGCAGUAUAGAUGAUUACUCAGUGUCAUCAGCGCCGGUAGAGGUAAAUGAAAUAGGAAAUAAGCCAUGUGGGUGGAACUUGAAGAGGGGGAGGAGAAUGAAAGAUUUCCAGAGAGAGAUACUGCCUGGUCUUGCAUCUCUUUCCAGACAUGAAAUCUGGGAAGAUAUAAAUAUUAUAGGAGCGGUUAUCAAGUCAAAGGAAUAUAAGAACAGAUCCAGGAAAGUGGUGGUCGGGGAUAACUGGUGUGCCCCUGUAAGAAGCAGAAGGUCGAAACUAAAUUAUGUUGGCCGAAGGAAUUAUUCAUGAAAGUUUACUUUAAGCUGGCAAAGGCAUAUAUAUACACAAGGAAAAUUGAUGGUUCUAUGAAUUAAAUUAAUAAUGUACUCUUCCACAGAUAAUUUACUAUGGGUAUACUGACGUGUAAAUCUUAGUUUUUCCAAUUUCUGAGAGUUUACUCAGUGUUUGUCUUCCAACCCUUGUCAGAUGGAAAAGGCUGCAAGAGGAUGGGCCGUAUAUUGGACUAACCAAAUUCAUGCCUGUAAAAGCAGGAGCGUUGGGGACUCUGCUGAAACGAUAUUUGAAGACUUUUUAAUGGUGUUCCUUCCUUA